Striga asiatica is the source of this 1079-nucleotide messenger RNA. Lineage: Eukaryota; Viridiplantae; Streptophyta; Magnoliopsida; Lamiales; Orobanchaceae. The record is from the annotation of a GenBank genome assembly.
AUGUGUGAGCUUUUAUUACGCAGUGUGUUGUAAAAUUAGAGCUGGCAACAUUUGAAUUCUAGGGUUCUAUCUUCGAGGUAUGAUGCUUUAAUUGUUCACGAUCAAGAGUUUCUUUUGUACCCUUUUUGAAUAAUUUUUGAAUAAUUGAGAAAUUGCUGGUCUUUAUUUCAUUUUUUUUGGUUGAUUACUCUAAUGUGUGAUGAUGAUUCAUCUGGGCGAUGAGUUUAAUGCCGCACUUGAGUUUAUUUCUUAUCUUCAAUCUUGUUGUAGAUUAGGUAGUGUUUUGAUUUACCAGUCGUUGCGAUUGUUUUGUUUGAAUGUAUUCGAGGAACUAUCAUUUUGCAUUUGAGGAAUUUUAUAGCGAAUGUGUUUGUUGAACCUAAGGUGAUGUAGCUUUCAUGUUUUUAUUUUCUUUACUGGAAAAAUUACCAUUUGAUAAAUUUUAGCAUGCUCAUUGUGUGAUUCAUGUUUCUUUUCUAUUUUUGGCCUCUUUUUUUGAGUGAAAAUCUUGUUUUAGUUAUCAAUCUUUUUCUUAUUGCAUUUUGAUUUGGAGAUAAAGAUGCCGCGUUAUGAAGAUAGCUAUGGUACUCGCCUCUAUGUUGGUCACUUGUCUUCAAGGACCCGUUCGAGGGAUUUGGAGCACAUUUUCAGUAGAUAUGGAAGAGUACGCGAUGUGGAUAUGAAGAGGGACUAUGCCUUUGUGGUUCCACGUGGAUCACGAGGAGGGGCCCGAGACUACGGAGGCAGAGGCCCAGCCCCUGGAUCAGGCUGUUGUUUCAAUUGUGGCAUUGAGGGCCACUGGGCCCGGGAUUGCAAAUCCGGCGACUGGAAAAACAAGUGUUAUCGGUGUGGAGAAAGAGGUCAUGUGGAAAGGGAUUGCCGGGACAGUCCCAAGAAGCUGAGGUAGAUGUUUUUUCUCUAAUUUUUUUUUUCAAUCCGGGAUAUAUUAGCUUCUUUUAAUCUCUGACAAUAGUGAAUACAACAGUUUAUGCCUUUUUUUUCCCGUUUUCUUGAUUUGCAAAAAGUACUGCAAAAGCUUACCUUGUGACGUGGCUCUCGAAUUCUUUGUUCAAUUGCAC